Pyrgilauda ruficollis (rufous-necked snowfinch) is the source of this 2110-nucleotide messenger RNA. It is a transcript of the gene NDC80, whose product is annotated as NDC80 kinetochore complex component. The transcript is spliced from 16 exons. Gene Ontology annotation, biological process: attachment of mitotic spindle microtubules to kinetochore. Gene Ontology annotation, cellular component: Ndc80 complex. The record is from RefSeq and is a predicted model, not a curated record. Bases 10 to 1932 code for a protein of 640 amino acids. NCBI's taxonomy places the organism in Eukaryota, Metazoa, Chordata, Aves, Passeriformes, Passeridae.
GCAGUCACAAUGAGGCGAAGCUCAAGUAUUGCUGGAAGCAGCAGUCGACAAUCUAUGAUGGCACUGAGAGUGCAGGAUAACAACAAGAUGGGUCUUCAGACACCUCAGACGAAGGACAGAAGCACCUUUGGGAAGCUGAGCAUGACCAAACCUGCAUCUGGAGCUUCAGAAAGAAAAGUCAGCUGUUUUGGGAACAGAGCGAGUGGGGCUGGAGGGUCACGCAGCAGCCAGUUCGGUGUGUUUGGGACAGAAAAGAUAAAGGAUCCCAGGCCCCUUCAUGACAAGGCAUUCAUCCAGCAAUGUAUCAAGAAGCUUUGUGAGUUCCUUGUUGAGAAUGCUUAUGCCCACAAUGUUUCCAUGAAAUCACUACAGUCUCCAUCAGUUAAGGACUUUUUAAAGAUCUUCACCUUUAUCUAUAAAUUCCUCUGCCCUUCUUAUGAGCUGCCUGACUCAAAAUUUGAAGAGGAGAUUCCCAAAGUUUUUAAAGAUCUUGGGUACCCCUUUGCUCUGUCAAAAAGCUCCAUGUACACUGUGGGAGCACCACACACCUGGCCUCAGAUUGUGGCAGCUUUGGUUUGGUUAAUUGAUUGUGUCAAGCUAUACAAUGCGAUCAGGGAAAAUGCACCAUCCUUUGAUGACAGACAGAGCUGGGGAGGAGAGACAGAUGAUGGAAUUGUACAUAAUAAGCUUUUCAUGGACUACUGUGUGAAGUGCUAUGAUCUUUUCAUGAAAGGGAGAGAUACCUUUGAAGAGUUGGAUGCUGAAGUGCAGUCAAAAUUAAAGGAUUUAUUUAAUAUAGAUCCAUUCCAGAUGGAAAGUUUAGCAGCUGAAAACAAAAGGCUUCAAGAAGAGAUUGCAAGACUAGAAAAAGAAAAGGAAAGUGAGCCGGAUCGUAGAGUAACGCUACGAAAUGUGAAAUCGUCUCUUCAAGCAGACGUCCAGAAAUACCAGGCUUAUUUGGCUAAUCUGGAAUCUCAUAUAGCCAUCCUUGAUCAAAAACUGGAAAGUGUUAAUGAUGAAGUUGAGACAGCAGAAAUGGAAGUAGAAGCAACGAAGCAGGAGAAUGCCCGGCUCCGGCACAUCUUAGAUAACCAAAAGUACUCAGCUGCGGACAUUGAGAGAAUAAAUCAUGAGAGAAAUGAGCUGCAGCAAACCAUUAACAAGCUGACUAAGGAACUGGAAGCAGAAGAACAUCAGCUGUGGAAUGAAGAGCUAAAAUAUGCUAGGAAUAAAGAGGCGAUCGAAAUGCAACUGGCAGAGUAUCAUAAACUGGCUCGAAAGCUGAAAUUAAUUCCAGUAAGUGCAGAGAAUUCCAAAGGCCACGACUUUGAGAUUCAGUUUAAUCCUGAGGCAGGACCAAAUUGCCUCGUCAAAUACAGAACUCAGAUCAAGGCUCCCCUCAUGGAGAUCAUCAAUGACACUGAGGAAGAAAUUAGUAAAGCUACUCAACGGAAGAUGACUUUGGAAGAUACUUUGGAACAGGUGAAUGUAAUGCUAGAGGACAAGAAACGCAAUGUGAAAAUGCUGACAGAAGAAGCUGAAAAGCUGGAUGAUCUUUACCAGCAGAAGCUUAAGGAGAUAGAAGAGGAAGAGCAGAAAUGUGCAAAUGAACUGGAAUCGUUAAAGAAGCAUAAACAGUUACUUGAGAGUGGCGUCUAUGAAGGUCUCAGUGAAGCCACAAAUGAAUUGCAUGAUCUCCAAAGACAAUAUCAAGUUGUUUUGCAAACAACAACAGAAGAGAAGAGAAAAAUUGGUGCUAACUUGAGUCGUCUUAUAGAAACAGUUGCUACUCAUAUAGCAUCUAUAGUGAAAUACCUUGAUGAACAGAAUGUAAGAAUUUACAAAGAUGAUGAAGAAUUCAUGCCUGAAGAUCUAUUGUCACACUUGAGCAACAUUCUAGACACUUAUAAAAAGAAGGCUGAAAGUAUCUAAUCACUAGAGUGAUGAAGAUAAAAAUGUUGCAUUUCUGAAGCUCUAGUGUGCUGCCUUCUAAAGGGAUGGGUACUUAGCUGUGUUUAGCACUGAAACUGGUUUUAAGUGGAAGGAAGUAGUUACGAACAUUCUUUGUUUUGUUGACACAAAUACAUUUAAGAAUUAAACAAAAUAUUUG